GCCGUCAUACAUGAGGAAUCCGAAUAUUUUCCCCUUUUUUUACUUGUUAUUCUCUGUUUGAAGAAAAUGGUUUCGAGUACAAGAUAUUUGCGACUCGUAUAAACCAGUAAAACCACUACUCAGAAGCUUUUGUUUAUAUGUAUUAUUGCAAAAGCGCUGUCUGGCCCCUAAUAACCUGGGAACAAAAACGUGCGCGACGCGCGAAAAAGACACGCUAUUGCGCGCCUACGCGGUAUAUACAGAUGGCGGGAAGUUGGAAUAUUCAACAAGUCAAUUUGUAAUACAAAUUUCCAAGAUUGUAUCCAUAUGGCUGAAAACAGUAAAGAAGAGAUCGCAGCAAAUAUCAACCUAAGCCUAGUACAGGUAUCUAAUAAUCAGUGGCUCAAUGACGAGAUAAUAAAUUUCUAUGGAAAUCUUCUACAAGAAUGCGCACAGAAGAUGCCUAAUGUAUCAAUCACAAUUAAAAACAGCUUCUGUUUCACAAAGUUUAAAAAAGAGGAAUUUUCCAAUUCAUUUGCUAGAUGGAUGGACAAGGAUAGUUCAGUUCUAAGUGACUUGCUCAUGUUCCCUAUCAAUGAAGAUAAACACUGGACACUAUGUGUGGUGGACAAAAGAAAUAAAGUUGUCACCUACUAUGACUCCUUGGGUGGUACAGAUUGCAUACCUGACUAUGUUGUGGAUCAUUUAAAAUUAAUAAGAAAACUUGUUACUCACCUAUACCCUGAACAUAAUUCAGAGUCUUGGAGUUUUGGGACUGCAAAAGAUAUUCCGAAACAAGACAACUACAUUGACUGUGGAGUAUUUCUGUGUCAGUACAUGAAGCAUUUGGUAUUUCAACAGCCAUUCUCAUUCAACCAGAAAGAUAUAGCAAAAAUUCGAUUGGAUAUGGUGAAUGAAAUAAGAAACAAAGAAAUUAAAGCAUGCGCAUUAGAGCGACCAUCUGUAACAUCACCAGAACAGACUGCGAUAGUGUUGCCAGAUGAUGUAGUUAAAUCCUCCCCCUUAAGUGAAACAGGUGACAUCCUCUCGAUUAAAGAAGAAGUAGAUCAAGAUGCUAGUAAUGACAUAUUUUACGUUGGUAGAAAGUUCUAUACUGUAAAUGACUUUAAUGAGGCCAAAGCCAAAUAUGAGGAUAUUCACUUUUGCGAGCUGUGGAAACGAGAUGUCAGAACCCUUGUAUCUGCACAGAAGCGAGUCCCCAAACGAGUAGCAAAUGCUGAGUUGAGCCUCCAGUACUACUCCCUGAAAUUAAGCUGCAAAUUUGGAGGAAGAAAAGCAGAGAAUAGAGACGACAGAAAGCGUGAUACUAAAACCUUUAAACAAGGAUGUCAGUUCGAAGUUUAUAUUGUUUUGUCCACGGACGGAAAAGCGUUAGAAGUUAUGAAAAUGACCAUGGAUCACAACCAUUCUCUGUCAGAAGAACUGUACAAACAUCUACCUCGUCAGCGAAAGCUCACUGGUGCACUGAAAGAGGAAAUCCAAGGUGCAGUGCGCCUAAAAGCUAACAACAAACUGCUGCAACAGAAAAUACAAACCACGACAGGACAGCGAGUAACAUUAAAGGAUAUUUCAAACUUGAAAACCAAAACCAAGUCGAAAAUAAAUAGCAAUGACCUUGACGUCGUCGUGGAUUAUCUGAAGACAAAAGAAGGCGCAGUUGUAGAAGUAGCAACGGACGAAGACAGCAAUUUUAAGUCUCUUUUCUUUCAAGACCAGUACAUGAAACAUGCGUACGACAGGUUUCCUGAGCUCCUGCUUGUGGAUGCUACUUACAAACUUCUUGAUUUGAGAAUGCCACUCUAUGUGCUGAUGGUAGUGGAUGGAAAUGGCCUUAGUGAUAUUGUCGCCCUUCUAAUCGUUGCUGAAGAGAGUGAAACUGUCAUAACAGCAGCCAUGGAAGCAUUUAAAAGGCACAAUCCAGCUUGGAUAAGGACUACAGUAAUCAUGUCCGACAAGGAUUUCACAGAACGUCAAGCCUUCGCCAAAUGCUUUCCCAGCGCAUCCCUACUUAUAUGCCUUUAUCAUACACUUCGAACUUUCAGAAGGGAGAUAACAGUUGAGAAAAUGGGGAUAACGUCAGGUGAACGGGACAGAGUUCUUGAGAUAUUAACCGCAAUAAUUUAUUCCAAAACAGAAGAAGCCUAUGAAGAAAACGUAAAUCUGUUAAAGGAAACCAAAUCAAAAGCUGUAAGAAACUAUUUCUUUGACAAUUGGCACCCUAUAAAAGAGCAAUGGGUUUCUUGUUUUAAGGAUUCAACUUUUAACCUUGGUGAAACAACCAACCAAUCGUUUAGAGAGUGCUAA
Messenger RNA from Dendronephthya gigantea, 2304 nucleotides. RefSeq lists its product as uncharacterized. Lineage: Eukaryota; Metazoa; Cnidaria; Anthozoa; Malacalcyonacea; Nephtheidae. The transcript is spliced from 11 exons. Gene Ontology annotation, molecular function: cysteine-type peptidase activity. The record is from RefSeq and is a predicted model, not a curated record. The coding region runs from base 307 to 2304 and encodes 665 amino acids. Gene Ontology annotation, biological process: proteolysis.